AUUUAGAUAUAGAUAUGGUUUUUUAUUUGCAUGAUUGUCAAGUUGGAUUGCUUAUCUCAUGAUUGAAACAAAAGUAUGAAUUCUUUAAUGUAUUCUUUAAAACAAUAAACUGGAAAGAAUAUUCUUAUAGAUCCAAAUACAAAAAUUCUUUUCAAUAAACAAAUAUGUGGGUAUUUGGUUAUGGAUCACUUAUAUGGAAAGUUGAUUUUCCUUAUGAAAAAAGAAUCAUCGGUUACAUUAAGGGAUAUGUGAGACGAUUUUAUCAAAAAAGUACUGAUCACAGAGGAACACCCGCUAAGCCUGGCCGUGUUGUUACCUUGCUUCCAUCCGACAAUCCAAAUGAUGAAGUAUGGGGUCUUGCUUAUAAAAUAUCUGGUGAAAAUGUAGAUAAUGUUGUUGCACAUUUAGACUUCAGAGAAAAAGGUGGCUAUAAAAGAAAUACUGUUCUCUUUUAUCCUUAUGCUAGUCUUAACGACGUUGACAAAAGUCUUUCUUCUACUUCCUUAGACAAUAUUGUAAAUACAAAUAAUACAAUUAUAGAGCCAAUUACAGAUAAAGAUCCGUUCUACCUGACAAUCUAUAUAGGUAGCAAAGAUAAUCCUAAUUAUGUAGGCGCUGAAAAUAUAGAGACAUUAGCAAAUUGUAUAUUUAAUGCACAUGGUCCUAGCGGAUCAAAUAGAGAAUAUCUUUAUAAAUUAGCAUCUGUUGUACGUACCUUAAUUCCAAAUGCUAACGAUGAAUAUUUGUUUUUAUUAGAAAAAGCUGUAAAAAAGUUAGAAAAAGAUUCGGAGAAAAAAAACGAAUAAUA
Polistes dominula (European paper wasp) is the source of this 808-nucleotide messenger RNA. Its product is annotated as putative glutathione-specific gamma-glutamylcyclotransferase 2. Gene Ontology annotation, cellular component: cytoplasm. Gene Ontology annotation, molecular function: glutathione specific gamma-glutamylcyclotransferase activity. NCBI's taxonomy places the organism in Eukaryota, Metazoa, Arthropoda, Insecta, Hymenoptera, Vespidae. The record is from RefSeq and is a predicted model, not a curated record. Gene Ontology annotation, biological process: glutathione catabolic process.